Messenger RNA from Neoarius graeffei (lesser salmon catfish), 1718 nucleotides. Its product is annotated as protein FAM124A. Bases 49 to 1512 code for a protein of 487 amino acids. The transcript is spliced from 4 exons. Lineage: Eukaryota; Metazoa; Chordata; Actinopteri; Siluriformes; Ariidae. The record is from RefSeq and is a predicted model, not a curated record.
CAGGAGUGUCGUGCGGAAUAAAGGAUAUAACCGUGAUGUUCAUCUGAGAUGGAGAAGAACUCGAGCGGGGAUGAGCGCACUGGAGACUCCAGUCCGGUAUCAUCUACAAGCAACCUCCUGCAAGACCCCUUCCUCGUUUCUGUUCACAUCAUAACAGAUCCAGGUGAGGCAAAAACACUCCAAAGUGCUGCUGACCAGCUCCUCUCCCUUCUUCACCCACAACUGACCCUCUUCAGAGUGUCAGAGCGAGCAGAAAGGCCCCAACCGAGGCCACAGUGUUUCACGGACCUCCAUCUAUCCCUUCAUCCAUGCUUAUCUGUCAUCCUCUUCCUUCAUGAAGAUUAUAGAGGAGGAGAGAGCCAUGAGCAGCAGCUGAGGCGCCCUCCAUGGCGUUACCACCACACAGAGCAAGUAAAAGGCUUAUCGUUUUCCCCAGUAAUGCAGGAUUUCUUCAUACUAGCCCCUGGCACACCACUGUGGGCCUUGCGGCAGGUACAUUAUGGAAAGGAGAUCGUACGCUUCACGAUAUAUUGCCGAUAUGAAACAUACAGUGAUCAGGUGCGUCUCUACAGACUGCUUUUGCGUCGUCCCCUCGCACAGAGGAGCCGGCUUUAUAGCUUCUGUGUGGUCUAUUCCAACCACCAUAUGGAGAUUCAGCUGUCAUUUAAGCGCUCGCCACGAGGACAGGAUCCUACCCCGACAGAGCGUACCCUUAUGGAGAUACGUGUGAGAAACGUGAGCGGACUCAUACCACUUCUGCCCCAUCCCUGUAGACCAAUCAGUGACGUACGCUGGCAAACCAAGGAUUACGAUGGGAAUAAGAUAUUACUGCAGGUACAGGGCUCAUCAGAACAGUCAAGGGACACCGUUCCCUCCUCUUCAUCUUCAGACACUCCAUAUUAUUCACCAUCAAAUGGUUACGGCCCUGACGCCUAUCGGAAACGUCGCUGCCAAAGCACGUCCUCCUCCCAUCCUCAGAAUCCACUCAUGCAGUCUUCUCAGACUCCUCUACCACUGCAGUGUAAGCAGGAAGACUUGGAGAGUGUUCAGUGUAGCCAGGAAAUUGUGUGUGCUGGAUGGACAGAUCUCCAUACUCACUCCCUAAUCUCAAUGGCAACCGAAGCAUUUCAUUCAGUAAGCACCUCCCAUCCUUCCAGCUCCUCCUUUCUAACAACGCCAAGGUUCCGGAUAAACGUAGACACAUUAGUGGGAGCUGAAGAGACAGAUGUAGACACGGGACAAGCAGUAAUCAGCAGAUCUGUAGAUCUUUCUGUGGUCUCUGCUUACUUGCUCCCACAGACAAAAGCUCGAGUUCCUCAGCCUCUGUCUGAGUCUCCGGAGUUGUUCAGCAUCACAUCAUCUCCAAAACCUUCAAAUAAAACAGCAUCACUUCCAAAAAGUGUGCGCGGUCUUCAGGCCAAUUCGCAGUGGAGUAGAGGCAUGCAUCAGAGCAAUGGCGCCGAUAUAACUAAAGACUGCACGGAGGAGGACAAACAGGAGUUCUUCAUCUGAUGCACAAUCACUGGAUAAUGAAACCUAGGUUCAUCUUCAGUAACUGCUUUCAGGGUCAUGGUAGAUCCAGACACUAUCCUGCAUUCAGACAUGUUGUUUAAUUACUUCGUAAUGAUGUAAAAUCCAAUCCAGUGCACGUGAGUAAAUGCAAGUUCAGAAGAAAAUAAUUCCAUCUGCAAGCAAAGUAAAUUCAGUCACAUUUUCCA